UCGGCUCAGCCUGCGCCGGGAAACAUCGGCCGCCUCCAGCUCCCGGCGCGGCCCGGCCCGGCUCGGCCGCCUCAGUUAAUCCCCAGCACCACCACCACCACCCCAGCCUCAGAGCGGCGGGGGUUGGCUGGGUGAAAGGUGACCGCCGCGAGAGGGGGGAGUUCCGACCCGGGGAAUUUUGAUCCCUUGGCUGGAGAUGCCGGAACCACAGCAGCUGCUGCCCCAAAAUAGCGCCCUCGCCCCUGCAGCCGGGGAUCUCCGGAGCUCCGAGAACACAGGCGUCCCGGUUCGCCCUUCAGACCCUUCCGCAACGCCCGCGAACCUCCAGACCCCCGCCCCAAGUUCCCGGCUCCCGGACUCGGGGCGGGGAGCUCCGUCCUUUUCUUGGUCUCUACUGCCCCCCACUGGCGGCAGCGUGCCUCUCAGGGUCGGAUGGAUGGGGGACUCGAGUCCUGGGGGACCCGGGCUGGCGAGCCUGAUCUCUGAGGCUAGGCGAGGCGAGUGCGCAGCUGACCGGCACCCACGGGGACCCCGACUCUGGCCAACUCAAGAGAGGCUGCGCCUUCACGCCAUCGCAAGCUUCCCCAUCGGCGCCUCCCGUCAGUGAGGGCCCCGCCCCUGUCGGGUGGCCUGUGUGUGAAUUGCUUGCGGCCUCUGGUGCAGGUGCCCGCUGGGCUCCGGCUGGGCCCAACCCGGUCCACCCGGCUGGGGGAAGGAGACGCCUGCCUGCCCUGGCAGCCAUGAGGCCCCCCUGGUGUCCCCUGCACACGCCCUCCCUGACUUCCCCAAUCCUUCUCCUCCUCCUCUUCUUUCUGGGAGGAGGGGCAGAGGCUGAGGACCCGGAGCUGCUGGUGACGGUGCGUGGGGGCCGGCUGCGGGGCAUCCGCCUAAUGGCCCCUGGGGGCCCCGUCUCUGCUUUUCUGGGCAUCCCCUUCGCAGAGCCACCUGUGGGCCCCCGUCGCUUUCUGCCGCCGGAGCCCAAGCGGCCCUGGUCAGGGGUGCUGGACGCCACAGUCUUCCAAAGUGUCUGCUACCAAUAUGUGGACACCUUGUACCCCGGCUUUGAGGGCACCGAGAUGUGGAACCCAAACCGUGAGCUCAGUGAGGACUGCCUCUACCUCAAUGUGUGGACACCAUACCCCCGGCCUGCAUCCCCCACCCCUGUCCUCGUCUGGAUCUACGGGGGUGGCUUCUACAGUGGGGCCUCCUCCCUGGACGUGUAUGAUGGCCGCUUCCUGGCCCAGGCUGAGGGGACUGUGCUGGUGUCCAUGAACUACCGGGUGGGAGCCUUUGGCUUCUUGGCCCUGCCAGGAAGCCGGGAAGCCCCAGGCAACGUGGGUCUACUGGAUCAGAGGCUGGCACUACAGUGGGUGCAGGAGAAUGUGGCAGCCUUUGGGGGCGACCCCAUGUCAGUGACUCUGUUUGGGGAAAGUGCCGGUGCUGCCUCAGUGGGCAUGCACUUGCUGUCCCCUCCCAGCCGGGCCCUGUUCCACCGGGCUGUGCUGCAGAGCGGUGCACCCAACGGCCCCUGGGCCACAGUGGGUGUGGGAGAGGCCCGCCGCAGGGCCACACUGCUGGCCCGCCUUGUAGGCUGUCCCCCGGGGGGUGCUGGUGGCAAUGACACAGAGCUGGUCGCCUGCCUGAGGACACGGCCAGCUCAGGACCUGGUGGACCACGAGUGGCACGUGCUGCCUCAGGAGAGUGUCUUCCGCUUCUCUUUCGUGCCUGUGGUGGAUGGAGACUUCCUCAGUGACACACCCGAGGCCCUCAUCAAUGCUGGAGACUUCCACGGUCUGCAGGUGCUGGUGGGUGUGGUGAAGGAUGAGGGCUCCUAUUUUCUGGUUUACGGGGCCCCAGGCUUCAGCAAAGACAACGAAUCUCUCAUCAGCCGGGCCCAGUUCCUGGCUGGGGUGCGGGUCGGGGUCCCCCAGGCGAGUGACCUAGCUGCCGAGGCUGUGGUCCUGCAUUACACAGACUGGCUGCACCCUGAGGACCCGGCACGCCUGAGAGAGGCCAUGAGUGAUGUCGUGGGCGACCACAACGUCGUGUGCCCUGUGGCCCAGCUGGCUGGGCGACUGGCUGCCCAGGGUGCUCGGGUCUAUGCUUACAUCUUUGAACACCGCGCGUCUACGCUCUCCUGGCCCCUCUGGAUGGGGGUGCCCCAUGGCUACGAGAUCGAGUUCAUCUUUGGGCUCCCUCUGGAACCCUCGCUAAACUAUACCGCCGAGGAGAGAACCUUUGCCCAGCGACUGAUGAGAUACUGGGCCAACUUCGCCCGCACAGGGGACCCCAAUGACCCCCGGGACCCCAAAGUCCCGCAGUGGCCACCGUACACAGCGGGAGCGCAGCAGUAUGUGAGCCUGAACCUUCGGCCGCUGGAGGUGCGGCGGGGGCUGCGCGCCCAGGCCUGCGCCUUCUGGAACCGCUUCCUACCCAAAUUGCUCAGCGCCACCGCCUCGAAGGCUCCCAGCACCUGCUCAGGCCCCGCCCACGGGGAGGCAGCCCCGAGGCCCAGGCCCGGCCUUCCCCUGCCCCUCCUUCUCCUCCUCUUCCUCCACCUCUCCCGGCUCCUGCGGCUGUGACCACGGCCACUUACCCCUCCGGCCUCAGGGGGCCCCUCCUCUAAUGAGUGGUCGGACAGUGGGGAAGGGCCCCACUCAGGGAUCUCCGACCCAGCGCACCCUCCCUCCUCAAACCGAGAGACUCAAACUGGCCCGGGCUGGGAGGGGGUGGUGACCUAUGACCCGUCUCAGGGACCCACACGCCUUUGUUGUUUAAAUGGAAAUGAAAAUGCCAAUUUUCUUUUUUUAUAAAAUUAUUUGGAGCCGGAGCCUGGUGUUGGGGGGAGAGGGAGGACCGGGAGCUAGAUAGCACCCCCUAGUGGGGCUAUAACAGUCAACCAUUUCUGUCUUCUCUUUUCCCCACCAACCCACGGAUCCUCCUUCUUCUGAUCCUUUCUGUCCCCUGUCUUCCGGUCAUUUUCUCCUCCCCCCACCCCUCCCUUCCCGCCAUCCUUCUCUGGCCCCGCCUCCACUCUCAUCCUUCCUCUGGUCUUCCGUCUCUUCGCAUAUUUUCCUGAUGCUCUUUCCACCGUCCUACGUGCUCUCCUGCAUUCUCCUUGUAUACUCCUGCACUCACGCCCCCCACCAUGUACGUUCCCUGACCUUCCCCUUGUCCUCCUCCAACCCACUUGCCGG
Ailuropoda melanoleuca (giant panda) is the source of this 3197-nucleotide messenger RNA. RefSeq names its product acetylcholinesterase (Yt blood group) (gene ACHE). Gene Ontology annotation, cellular component: plasma membrane. Gene Ontology annotation, molecular function: acetylcholinesterase activity. NCBI's taxonomy places the organism in Eukaryota, Metazoa, Chordata, Mammalia, Carnivora, Ursidae. The record is from RefSeq and is a predicted model, not a curated record. The coding region runs from base 741 to 2582 and encodes 613 amino acids. The transcript has 7 exons. Gene Ontology annotation, biological process: choline metabolic process; acetylcholine catabolic process.